CCGUCGAUGGUGGACGUGUUGCGGUAUCUCGUGUUUGUGUUAGCGAGUGAAGCGACAUUACGAUGUUCUGUGUCGUGAUUAAUUUUGUGCUUGUUUUGUGAAUUUAGAAAUUAGUGUAUUAAUUUUGUGUUGGAACUCAAGUUGGAAUCCAGCCGGGUUACUGGCGGUUCUCCAAAUAACGUAUUAGAAAGAGUGCUUCAUCGCCUGCACGGCUUUGAUGGUAACCUGAGACGUUAGUCUUCAUUUUGAUAGUGAUAACUGCGAAAACUGUCCGGAUGACUUGGCAAUAGAUGAUAACCAUAACAUUAGCUACAAGGUCGAUAAUGCGUAAUUUACUAAGCAUUACGCUUGUAACAAUCGCAUUCGACUACGUGUACUCCCAAGAGAAUAGAGAGCAUCUAGGUCCACAGCCAUGUGGUGGUUAUUUGCGGAGUCACGUGGGUACAAUACAAACACCAAAUUUCCCGAAUCCAUUUCCAGUGCCUAUCAAAUGUCGUUGGAUUAUUGAACAUGAUGUUAUCAAUGGCACGAUAUCGGUAUAUUUUACACAACAGUACACCACUAGUGGACUCACGUUCACUGAAUAUAUGUACUAUGAUGAAUCUUAUAAGCUUGGUGAACGAAGAGCUUUGACGGUGACUGAAGAGAACAUCACUAAGAUAAAAUGGUUACAGGUCCAAAGCCCCGUCCUUGUAGUGGAAUUAACAUUAGAUAGGUUAGAAGGAACACAAUUGAGAGCGCUCGGUCUGCUCUCUGUCUUUGGCUUCAAUGUGACAUACGUCGUACAGAAACCUCAAGAGCCGCCAGGACCCCCGUCUUGCAGUGCUAUCGAAUGUCGACUCUUAGGACACUGCUAUGCCAGACAUGACUAUAAGGAAUUCUUCUGCUCGUGUUUCGAAGGGUACUCAGGAGUCGACUGCGGCGUGGGUCCAUUGUGUCCAAAGACAUCUAAUAUGUGCAAAAAUGGUGGAACAUGCAGACAGAUGGGCCCCGCUGCUGUGAGUUGUAUCUGUGCACACGGCUACACGGGUGAUCUCUGUGAAUCGAAAAUUGCCGCACCAGAGUGUGGAAUAGAAGAAUGUUACGAGGGUUGUAUAAAUAAAAACGGUUGCGAUUGUAAUCCAAGAGAAAACGAUUUCACGUCAGCGAGAUUCGAAACAAGAUUGCAGAUUGUUGACCAAGGAAGUAUUAAUAUCUCGCAAGAAAUUAGUAGACAGGUAACAAGUUACUUGAAAGCGUCGAAUAUAACUUUAGAUGACGAGAUUGAAAUAUUAAACAUAAGUGAUGUGGAUACGAACGGCGGUCGCUCAGUGUGGUUGCGCGUGUGGAGCGCGCGGAGAGAGGCGGGCGCGCUGCGUGCCGCGCUGUCCCGCCUUGCGGCGACGCGUGCCCGUACAGAUCGCCUCCGAUUACUACCAGCAACUCUACACUUUGAUAUGCAACCUGCGCUCAGUCUUCAUGCUUUAAUAGUUAACCAACGUCCAGAAGUUUGGGAAGGCUCCGAGUUCAUUCUCAGCUGUAUGGCUUACGGUUCACCCGACAUUAACUUCACUUGGUACAAAGAUGGCGUGAAGAUCAACUUUAACGGAACAACUAGAGACAUAUGGACGCGUACGGUAGCUGAAGAUGCGCUGGGAAGACGGAUGUCAGUUCUUGGGGUAUCAGAAGCUAGAACUCUUGAUAGUGGACGAUGGUCAUGUUCAGCUGAUGACGCGGGCAGACGGCGCUGCAGAGCUUUACGACUGUUGGUUCUACGUCCACCUGAUAUACGUCUAGUGCCUUCUGCUUUAACUGUCAAUAAGGGUGAUAACGUAAGCAUAACAUGCUUGGCCGGCGCUGGCAGAAUACAUGGCGCCCUUGGCUUCAGUUGGGCUAGAGAGCGAACACUCUUAAAACUUGCUCCUGGAAGAGAAGUCUGGGAAGACUUAUACCCUGCUGGAAGCGUGUUGAAAUUAUAUAAUGUACAAAAAUCUAGCGAGUUUCGGUGCCAAGUUUCAUCAGUAGCGGGAACUAAUUCGAAAGGUGUCACGAUGUGGGCUCUUGGAGAGAAGGAUGAAGCGUGUCACUCUGAAGCAUCGCACGGUCUUCGCUGGCCGAAGACUGCGCCAGGGGCUCAUGCUACUGCGACGUGCCCACCUGGACAUACUGGAGAAUCUACAAGGUUCUGUGAGCCGAAAACAACACAACAUGGUGUGAAAUGGAUGCUUCCAGAUUUUUCUGGUUGUAUAGCUGAUUCAUUGCGUGACAUUUAUGAGCAGUUUACACGUGUCUCCUACGGCUACUCUUGGUCUAAUGUGUCCGAUAUUGCCCAUCAGUACGGCGCCAUACUUCGUUCUUUACCAGCUCAUCCUGGGGAAGGUGCAAUACCGUUACGUCAUUCCCGGAAUAUGGUCCAGUAUUUAGUAUCAGCAGCUGGUAGUCCAAGAGACAGAGUUGAAAGUACAGAACAUUUGCUAAAAAUUUAUGAUACCCUGCUGAAACAUCCUGACGCAUUCCUUGAUGAAGAGAAAAUUUACGAGCUACAAAACGCAGUCGUCGAAACGGCUGGGAUGAAAGAGAAUUUGGAUAUUAUGAAUCAAGAAUUUACAGUACAAACUAAAUCUGUAAAAGACGACAAUGCUGCCCACUUCAAUUUUGCACCCACAUCUGGCCACGAAUGGAUUCUCACAUCUGCCGGUGUGGAGUUAAUAGCCCGGACCGGGAACGCUUCGGUCGUGCUGGUGCAUUAUAACGACUUAACUUCUAGAUUACCUUCUUUAAGAAGAUCGAUUGAGCUUAACCACUCAUUUUCGAGAAAUGGACGUGAACUGGAAUACAUUCCGGCGUCACAGCAAAUACAAGUCUCCGCUUACGGAGGCGUGGAUCAAUCUUUGCAGCACUCGGUUUCCCUACUAUUUACACAUUCCAAAAACUACAGUGCGAUAGCCUCGAAGUUGGCGUGCGGUUUACGAACACCAUCGGAACCUCGAGCGUGGAAUAUCAAGGCGUGCGAAGUUCGUAUUCCAGAAUCUGCGUUCGUGUCGUGUCGAUGCCGAGGUUUCGGUACCUUUGCGCUCUUCACUAUAGCUAGAUCCAAACUGACUGACGUAGAAAAGGAUCUACGAGGGGUGGUCAAGGUGACGGUCGGUCUGGGCGGAGCGAUGUGCCUGACCGCAGCGGCUUUGCAACUCCUAGCACUGGUGCCUGGAAGGAAGCCUCGACUGCCGGUGCUGCUGAAGGCCGCCACAGCGGGCACGCACUCCGCUGCAAUACUCACGUUGUUGGAAUGUGAUACUAGACAGGAGGAGGCAUGUCCGGGCGCGCUGGGCUGGGUGUGCGCGGCGUGCUGGUGCGCUGGCUGCGCCGCGCUCUGCGCUCAACCUCUCAUGCUACAAGCGGAGCUGGCUGGCAGAGGUCAGCGCGCACCCUCUGUAGGCCUGGUCGCAGGUGUCAGUACGCUCGCGUGGCUGACAGCGCGGCUGUGGGGCGGAGCGCCGCUGCAAAUAGGCUCAGCUGCGCAAGUUGUGUGCGCGGCGGGAUGCAUUCUUCUAGCAAUGUUGUGUUUUACUUUAGCUUUAUGUGUAUCUUUACGAUUGAGGACUAUAACGCAUAAAAUACCAGCCGAGAGAAGAACAUAUCUUAAAGAUCGUCGUCGCGUGGUGCGCCACACGCUAGCGCUGCUGUUCACGACGUCGGCGGCGCAGGCGACGGGCGUGCUCUACGUGCAGCCGGGCACACAUCACAUCGCACAGGUCGCCGCAUUCUCUGCCGCGGUACUCGCUAAUGGUGUGGCUAUGCUGGUAUGCUACGUGAUCCAUGAUGACGAGUGCCUGCAAUCUGCCAAGCGGGUGCUGUCGCUGCCCUCGCACCGAGACUGGGAAGACUCGCGCGCCGGCGAUACUUCACUUAGCUUGUACAUAAAGCAAGGCGGCGAGGUGGAGAGUCGCGGUGGAGUUGGUAUUCUGGAGUCGUCAUCCUCACCAGUAUCCCCUGUCGCGUCCUACUGGCGCGCGCCUGGCUUGGAGAGUCCCGCGGGAAUGCAUAGACGACAAUCUACACCGGACAGUCGAGCGGACAUAGUGCGUUGUGUAGAAUUUAAAGAUUCAGUAUUAACACCGCAGCGCUAUGAAACACGACAUAUAACCACAACGCAUGCGGUCUGCGAUCUUAUACCGCAAUCACCACCUCAGAGAGACUACAUCGCACGAGUAUGUCUCGAACUAGGAGUUGUUAAUAGUCCCCCACCUAGAGAAUCUCCUGUUCCACUCCUCGCUUGCUCCGUAGACUUCGAACCUUAUGAAAAAAGAUUCGAUACAUCAAAGGAAUCUUGCUCAAUAUGUGUACAAUCGAAUCCGGAUGUCUCGAGGAUACCAUCACCGCCAAUAAAGAGCUGCUUAAAAAAGAAUAAGAACCAAGAAUUCAAUUCGAGCGUAUCUCUGCCGUCCAUGGACGUGGUGAGUGAUGAACCCAAAGUGAAAUCAGAUAUAGAUCAAGUAAAUAAACAAUGGAAUAUAGCGUACGAUUCACCUGAAACAAAUAAAAUGUUAAAUAAAAUAUCAAACGAUUUAGAUUUCCUAUUAAACAGAACACGAUUGACCAAAAACAAUUUGAACGAUCAUAUAGAAAAAGCCCCAACUUAGUUUAUGGUCUAAUGUUUAAUUUAAUUAAUUAUUAAUAUUAAAAUGGAUACAGGGGUGAUUAAGAUAAAUACAAUUUUUAAAUUAUGUAAAUAAUUUUUAUCUUUAAUCUAGAUGUUAAAAUGUGUUUUAAACUUUGACGUUAAACAAGACGAAGCAAAUUUGAUACUCAUG
Molecule: messenger RNA, 4790 nt
Organism: Papilio xuthus (Asian swallowtail)
Lineage: Eukaryota; Metazoa; Arthropoda; Insecta; Lepidoptera; Papilionidae
Exons: 27
Coding region: 291-4619 (1442 amino acids)
Biological process (GO): adenylate cyclase-activating G protein-coupled receptor signaling pathway
Cellular component (GO): membrane
Molecular function (GO): G protein-coupled receptor activity
Source: RefSeq, a predicted model, not a curated record